ACAAACGAGAGAGUGGGAAAUGCGCCAGGCGAAGGACUCCCUCACCACCCAGCUGUACACCUCCGCCACUUUCCCCCACACUAAAUUUGCGCUGCAUUUCUCUCCGCCUCUCCUUCGCCCCCUUGCGCUUCGUCUUUUCCGCCCAUGGAGCGCUCCGCCUUCCGCCAUGCGCCGCGCUUCCUGCGCCGUGGCUGCGCCAGAGCGCGCCUGCUGCUGCGCAGACCCGCGGCGGGGCGGAAACGACACGUGCGCAAUCCGCCACUGGUCCGCGGAGUGAAGGCGGAUUCCCGCGGCGGAGAAUGAGUCGUGCGGGGAGCGCGGGGAAUUCGCGGAGCAAGGGCGGGCGUGACGAGGCGCGCGCUCCCUCUCGUCCGCUCUCCCCCUCUCCAUCGCGCUCCUCACUCCCCCCGCACUGGCAGUCCCUGCUCUGGGGGAUCCUUCAGUCACCCAUUGCUGACGUCACCGUGACGUCACACCAGCUGGCAAGCUGCCUGCUGCCGAGGAAGCAACUGUCGCACUGUUUGAGAGAACCACCUACUCUGUUGUCAACAUAUUCGACGUGACUCUGCGGCCCAGCAUGAGCACCACAGGGCAGGUGGAGGUCCCCGAGGGCAACGGGUCGGGGGUGGUGUGGAACAGCGACGGUUACAUUGUUACCAACUACCAUGUGGUCGGGAGCGCACUUUCCCAGAACCCUCCUCCCGGCCGCACCAUCGCCAGAGUCACUCUGCUAGGCACAGACGGCUUUCAGCGCAACCUAGAGGGCGUGUUGGUGGGAGCUGACAGGACCAAGGAUCUCGCAGUGCUUAAGGUCAAUGCUCCUCCCAACCUCCUCCGCCCGCUCCCUCUCGGCGAUUCCGCCUCCCUGCGUGUGGGUCAGCGCUCCUACGCCAUCGGCAACCCCUUUGGCUUCGACCACACGCUCACAGCGGGGGUGCUCAGCGGUCUUAAUAGGGACAUCUACAGCGCAGCAGGAGUGGUGAUCGCUGGGGGCGUGCAGACGGAUGCGGCAAUCAACCCUGGCAACAGUGGCGGACCUCUGCUUGACUCAACUGGCAGCCUUAUCGGCAUCAACACUGCCAUCUUCACCAACACAGGCACAUCUGCGGGUGUGGGCUUUGCAAUUCCUGCAGUGGUUGUGGCGCGAGUUGUUCCUCAGAUCAUCCAGUACGGAAAGGUCAUCCGGCCAUCCUUGAGCCUGCAGCUGGCGGCUGAUGGCAUUGCCAGGCAGCUGGGCGUGGCAGCAGGGGCGCUUAUCCUAGGGGUGAAGCCAGGGUCAUCAGCAGCCAAGGCAGGCGUGACGGCCACAAGGAGAGGGUUUGCCGGCAACAUCGUGCUGGGAGAUGUGAUUGUGGGCAUUGACAAGUACACUGUGAAGAUGGCUGCUGAUGUGGAUAAGGCCCUUGAUGACCUGUCAGUGGGCCAAACUGUGCCACUUCAAGUACUUAGGAAUGGUGAGAAGGUGACAGUGCAAGUUGUUCUUGAAGAGUCGUCUUAGGGACUAGAUUAGCAACAAAUAUUACCCAUGGUACGACGCUUAGAGAUUCUGGGAUUAUGAAACGCUAGCUGUAGCAUACAAGGUCAAGCCAUAUGCAAGUCAUCUUCAUUAUAAUAUCAGCUUGUCACUGCAUAUACCUCCCUGUAAUCCUUUCAAUAUA
Molecule: messenger RNA, 1658 nt
Organism: Closterium sp. NIES-67
Lineage: Eukaryota; Viridiplantae; Streptophyta; Zygnematophyceae; Desmidiales; Closteriaceae
Source: the annotation of a GenBank genome assembly